AUGACCUCACGACUCGACUCUUUUCCAGUAUACUUUUCCCGAACCACAGAUCCACCAAACUCAAUCGCUCUCCCUGACUCGUUUUUUGCUACCAUGUCGCUCUCCCCUGAACAGGUCCAGCUCAUCAAGGCCACUGUGCCUGUCCUCCAGGAGCACGGCCUCACCAUCACCAAGCUCUUCUACGACAACAUGCUCAACGCCCACCCGGAGCUGCGCGUCGUCUUCAACGUCUCCAACAAGGUCCACGGCCACCAGCCCAUGGCCCUCGCCGGCGCCCUCUUCGCCUACGCCUCGCACAUUGACAACCUCGGCGUCCUCUCCCCGGCCGUCGCCCGCAUCUGCCACAAGCACGCCUCCCUCUACAUCCAGCCCGACCAAUACGAGAUUGUCGGCAAGUUCCUCCUCGAGGCCAUGGGCCUCGUCCUCGGCGACGCCCUCACCCCGCCCAUCCUCGACGCCUGGGCCGCCGCCUACUGGCAGCUCGCCAAGCUCAUGAUUGGCAUCGAGGCCGACCUCUACAAGUCCGCCGAGGGCUGGACCGACUUCCGCGACUUCCGCGUCGCCCAAAAGGUCCCCGAGUCCGAUGUCAUCACCUCGUUUUACUUUGAGCCCGUUGACGGCAAGCCCCUCCCGCCCUUCAUCCCGGGCCAAUACGUCUCCAUCCAGAUCGACGUGCCCCAACUCUCCCACGCCCAAUGCCGCCAGUACUCGCUCAGCGACCAGCCCAACCCAACCUACUACCGCAUCUCCGUCCGCAAAGACGCAGGCUUGGAUACGUCCAACCCCGAGGCCCCCGCGCACCCGGGCUACGUCUCCAACAUCCUCCACUCGUCCGUCAACGUCGGCGACAUCGUCAAGCUCUCACACCCCUACGGCGACUUCCGUCUCGAAAACGCCGACGCAACCACACCACUGGUCCUCAUCUCCGCGGGCGUCGGCCUCACCCCACUCACGGCCAUGGUCAACUCGCUGACGGGCUCCUCGAGCACGCGGCCCAUCCACUUCAUCCACGGCGCGCACACGGGCGCGUCGCGCGCGUUCGGGCCCGCCAUCGCCGCGCUCGCCCAGAGGAUCCCGACCCUGCGCACGACGAAUUUUUUCACCGUCCCUGGUGAGAAUGAUAAAGAGGGCGUCGACUAUGACUUUGUCGGCCACGUCGAUGUCGCCAAGCUCGAUGGCGACAAGGACCUUUUCCUCGGCGACAAGCAGGCCGAGUACUAUGUUUGCGGGCCGACGAGCUUCAUGGUUGACACGAAGAAGGCGCUUGUUGCGAGGGGCGUGGAUGAGGCGCGCGUGCACAUGGAGUUGUUUGGGACGGGGGGUGUGCCUGCGGCUUAG
Aspergillus calidoustus is the source of this 1338-nucleotide messenger RNA. The record is from the annotation of a GenBank genome assembly. Lineage: Eukaryota; Fungi; Ascomycota; Eurotiomycetes; Eurotiales; Aspergillaceae.